AUGCCACCGAAAACAAUGGCCAAAACUACGGCGCGUUCAAGUUUGGGUGGAAAGUCGGCACCAGGCACACCAGGAACACCGCGAGGCGCGGGAGGAGGCAGAGGAGGAAGAGGAUCGCGAGGUGGUAGAAAGAGUACUGGUUCGACAAGAAAUGAUGGUACUGAACGCAAAAAGCGAAGAUAUAGGCCGGGCACCAAGGCUUUGAAGGAAAUCAGACAAUACCAGAAAUCGACAGAUCUUCUGCUGUUGAAGCUACCGUUCUCGCGAUUGGUACGAGAGAUCUCGCUAAACAUGGCUCCUGUAAGCGCAGGCGUGACGCGAUGGCAGUCCCAGGCCAUCCAAGCUCUGCAAGAGGCCGCAGAGGCUUUUUUGAUCCACUUGUUCGAGGACUCGAAUCUAUGCGCCAUUCAUGCGAAGCGUGUAACGAUCAUGCAGAAGGAUAUCCAGCUUGCCAGAAGAAUCCGCGGCGCCUGGGGCGGCCUUGUCAAGCUCAUAUCGUCCUUCCUGAUAUCGUACCCUCUGGCGGCAGUACUAAAGCGCCUACCUGAUGACAAGCCAUAUAUAAAGAAUGCCUUCAACAUAAGUGUUGCUCUUUUCUACCUGGUUGGACUGUUCGACCUGUGGGGCGGCCUGGUAGUCGUCUUAUUCGAUGCUGUCGGAGCGUAUCUCAUCGCGGCAAAGAUUGAGGGCCCCUACAUGCCAUGGAUCGGCUUCGUCUUCCUGAUGGGCCACAUGUCGGUCAGCCACAUCUACCGAAUGAUCGAGGACAAUCCGAGUUCUGUCGACAUUACCGGAGCACAGAUGGUUAUGGUCAUGAAGCUGUCUGCUUUCUGCUGGAACGUGUGGGACGGCAAACAGCCAGAUGCCGAACUGAACGACACGCAAAAGGAGCGUGCUAUCAGAAAAUUGCCAGGUCUACUCGACUAUGCCGGCUUUGUGGCCUUCUUCCCAUCGAUCAUGGUCGGACCUGCCUUCGACUACGUCGAUUAUGAGCGUUGGCUCAACACUAGUAUGUUCGACCUUCCUCCUGGAACCGAUCCGAUGAAGGCACCUCCCACGCGCAAGAAGCGCAAGAUCCCGCGAAGCGCUACCCCAGCCAUGUUGAAGAUGGUCACUGGUCUCGUCUGGAUUGGCGCUUUUUUGCAGCUCUCUGCCUACCACGGCCCACAUGUUGUGUUUGGUGACCAAUACAGAGACAUGAACUUCUUCUGGCGUGUUUACCACCUGCACAUGCUCAGCUUCGUGCAGCGCAUGAAGUACUACGGAGUCUGGACUUUGACGGAAGGGUCCUGUAUUCUCGCUGGCAUUGGUUACAAAGGCAUCAACCCAAAGACUGGCAAGCCUGACUGGAGCCGCCUCACGAACAUCAAACCACUAGGAGUAGAACUGGCACAGAACAGCCACGCCUACCUCGGCAACUGGAACAUCAACACGAAUCACUGGCUCAGAAACUACAUGUUCCUCCGUGUCACACCGAAAGGCAAGAAACCCGGCUUCCGCGCAAGUAUGGCCACGUUCGUUACUAGCGCCUUCUGGCACGGCUUUGCUCCAGGCUACUACAUGGCCUUCGUGCUCGCGAGUUUCAUUCAGAACGUAGCCAAGAAUUCUCGCCGCCUCCUCCGCCCUCUCUUCAUGACUCCAGACGGCACCAACCCCACUUCUUCCAAACGCUACUACGACUUCUUCACCUGGCUUGUGACCCAACUAAUCUUCUCCUUCACCACCGCGCCCUUCAUCCUCCUCACACUCCACGACAGCACCUUGGUCUGGGCACGCGUGUACUUCUACGGAAUCGCUGCCGUCCUCAGCACCAACCUCCUGCUCCUCACGCCAGCAAAGGCAUGGCUGCAGAAGAAGGUUCGCGCUCGGACAAACACCAGACCGGAUCUGAAGCGUCACGAGAGUAACGAGAGUAUGCAAGGUGCGACACUGGGAGUGCCCAGUGAUCCGGGUCGUGCGUAUGAUGAGAUGGUAGAGGAGAUCAUCGAGGAGGUGAGGAAGAGGAAGGGAAGUGCCGUGCUUCCAGAUCGGGAGGAGCUGAGGAAGAGGGUAGAGGAGACGUUGCAAAUGAAGUUGAAUGGUGGUGGGGAUGGGGAAAGGGGGCAGUAG
Molecule: messenger RNA, 2109 nt
Organism: Fulvia fulva
Lineage: Eukaryota; Fungi; Ascomycota; Dothideomycetes; Mycosphaerellales; Mycosphaerellaceae
Product: Lysophospholipid acyltransferase
Exons: 6
Coding region: 1-2109 (702 amino acids)
Biological process (GO): lipid modification; glycerophospholipid biosynthetic process
Cellular component (GO): membrane; nucleosome; endoplasmic reticulum
Molecular function (GO): DNA binding; structural constituent of chromatin; 1-acylglycerophosphocholine O-acyltransferase activity
Source: RefSeq, a predicted model, not a curated record